GUGGUUUCUUUUCCAUUUCUGUCUUAAACUUUUUACGUUUCAGGUCAAUGCGACUGAAGUGUUUUGCAAUUUCAAAUUUUAUGACCCUGAGUCUGGAAUUACUGAUUUAAGAUACCAACUACAUGAGCAACAACACGGAACGACCAAACAAUUCUAUCCAGAAACAAAGGGUCAGUGGAUUGAAGUAAGUCAUGCUAAUGAGACACAUCAUAGAGAGCAUGGGCUGAAGCUCACGGUCGGUCACCGAUAUUUUUCAAGACUGGUGGCAAUUAAUGGUGCUGGUCUGAUAUCAACAUACGAAACAAAUGGAUUUAUUGUAGAAAACACACCGCCGCAGAUAAGCUGGAUAAGGGUUGGAGUUUUGAGCGGAUUGGAACAUUUGAUUGAAGACUAUGUAUAUCAGUCAGAUCAUAAUGGAAUCAAAGUAUGUUGGUCGGCAAGCGAUCCGCAAAGUGGCAUCAAUGCCAUUCAGUAUUCGAUUAGAACUGUAACAGGUGGUACAGAUAUCAUCCCAUGGACAGAAAUAGCAAUAUCAACCAACAGUGCGUAUCUUCCGUGCGUACUGAAUAGUACAGAUACAGAAGGUUCGAAUACUCCAGUUUACCUCGUUUCUCUGAAGGCGAGAAACGGGGCGGGCCUCUGGAGUACUGUGAAAGUAUCAUCACCGAUCAUCGUUGUUCCUGAAGAUGUAACAGGUACUGUCCAUGACGGGCCGUAUGAGCACUUGAAUGAUGAUAUAGACUAUCAGGCUGAUGCUCACACCGUUACAAUGCAGUUUUCUGGUUUUGAAAGUAGUUUACAUGGUAUAAUGGCGUUUGACUGGGCUAUCGGUACUACUCCUGGCGCUGAAGAUGUACAACCAUAUCUAGAGGAUGGAAUAAUAAACAAUGAAGAAUAUGUUGAUGGAAAUGGUGUAACACAUUCUGGCUUUGCUCAAACUGCAGCAGAUCUUGAUCACGGCAAAUCCUACUACACCACACUGAGAGCUAAAACAAAUAAAGGCGAUAUACUACAAGCAACAACAAACGGCUUCGUUGUAGACACAACACUUCCGGAUAUUAUGUUUAAUACAUUAUCAGAAUCAACGAAGGUAGAUUCUGAAGACGUAAUAUAUCAGAAGGAUCAAUCCGUUUUAUCAGCAAUCUGGAAUUUCUCGGACUCCGACAAGUUGAUUACGGACAUCAACGACAAUAUACACUCUACAUGGUUUUCAGUUGGAACAGUUCCCAGUGCGGAAGAUAUAUAUCCGCGCACGUAUCAAAAUUUUUCAUCAGAUAACGAAGGCAGAUUACCGGUUGGACAUGUUAGACCUGCGCUUGCCGGAAUCUCAAAUGUAGUCACUGCCGGGGUAGUAAACAAAGCUGGUUUAGAAAAUGUAGUUGUUGCACCCCCAGUGAUACAGGAUAGCACUGCACCCGCUGCAGGAAAUGUGAAAUGCCCAAAGUUUGUACAGAGCCAGUCUGUAAUCGAGUGCACUUGGACGGGCUUUGUCGACAAGGAAAGUGGAAUAGCAAGCUACAAUAUUAUCUUCGGAUCUAAGCAAGGUUAUGGUGACUUGAAAAUCUCAGAAGCAAUACCCGGUGUUACAACCAGUUUUUCUGCAAAAGAUGUGCAAAAAAGUCACAAUGAUGUUCUGUUUGCGACUGUAACAGCUGAAAACAAUGUUGAAUUGUCAGUCAGAGCCUACUCUGACGCUAUUGUCGUUGAUGAUACUCCACCUUCUCCGGGAGUAGUUAUUGAACUAUCUAGUGAGGCUAAAGUUGACCCAUAUUACGUUGACAAAACGGUCGAAAUGAACCGAAAGGCAUGUUUGUCCGAAGACGAAUGUUUAAAAAUCGAUGCUAUUUGCACAGAAGCAUUUACAUAUCUUGGCGUAGCAUGGACACAUUUUAGUGAUGAUGAAUCCGAGAUAACGGAAUACCAAUUGGCCAUAGGAACAUCGCCUGGAGGAGCAGAUAUAUCACCAUUCAUUUCCUUAUCUACUGACUUAAAUCACUAUAUCGUGAAGGAUAUAAAUAUAAAAGGACAACGGCAGGUUUUUGCAACACUUAAGGCUACCAACUUUGCAGGGCUUACAACCAGCUCCUAUUCAAACGGUGUUUAUUUAUCAUAUUUGAGCCAAGGUUUGCCUCCUCUUGAUCAUGUUGGUAUUUACGAUUCACAUCAACAUUCCUUUGGUGAUGUAGAAAUCCAAUCAGAUACAAAUUCAAUUGAGGCAAAGUGGGACGUUUCGGGCGAUCCUUGUCCAGUUGCCAAAUAUGAGUGGUCAGUUGAAGAAACAGAUGGAACUGUCGUACAAGAAUUUACAGAUAUGUAUACAAGUACACAUGGCAGGACAGAGCAGCUCAACUUGAUAGAAGGAAGAAGGUACUACAGCCUUGUACGGGUUCAAAAUAUGCUCGGGUUUGUGUACACUUUACGUUCAGACGGUGUAACAAUCAAUUCUAACCCGAUGUUACCUGGCAUGGUGUAUGACGGUGAUGUGACAGGAUAUGAUCUUAAGGUAUUGUCAUCAAGGACAAUAGUUUCAGCAAACUGGGAAGGAUUUGGAGAACUACGACAACCCGGAGACAUCAGUGAAAUACUAACCGGCAACAAGGGCAUAGACGAAGGAGAAGAGGUUGAUUCCGACCAACAGGUAGCUUAUUAUGAAGUUGCUCUAGGAACAGACAGGCGAUUUGAUAAAACAAGAGACAAUGUCAUACCCUUUACAAACGUUGGUCUAAAUACUUCGGUAACAUUCAAGGAUUUAGAUCUAGAACCAGGAUUUGCUGUAUAUUACGUCACCGUACGAGCCUUUAGUGCCUCUUCGGCGUCGGCGGCUAUAACUUCAAACGGAUUUUUUGUCAGUUUUGACGGAGGAGUUACUGCUGGAACAAUCAGCAUGCCUGAAUUUAUCAACUCGAAUGUGACCUUUGACGUUCAGUGGAACGAUUUUACCUCAAACGUUGGUAUUAUGCUGUAUUACUUUGCUUUAUCUGACUACCAGAAUUCAACAUCUGGAGAUUGUAGAAGAUACGUUGACGGUGGGAAAGCGACAGAUGCCGAAAAAGAAGAAAAAUUUAAUGUGUAUCAAGUAACAACAGUCGGAGUCAGUACAUAUUUAAAUAUAGAAGACCUGAUGUUGUUGCAAAAUGCAACAUAUUUUCUAUGGAUAAUGGGUGUUGAUAAAGCCGGUGAAUGCAAUAUGACGUACCACAGAUUUACAGUUGACGUAACAAAACCAGAGAAUGGGAAAAUUACUGCUGGUCCAUAUUUCAACAUGGCUCUGGCAUAUACAAGAUACAGUUCCGAAAUCCAUACAAAGUGGACAGGAUUUCAAGAUAGAGACUCGGGCAUAAAAAUAUUCAUCCUCACGCUUUGGCAUUUAGGAUAUUGUUCUGCUGAAAAAACACGAAAGAUAAUUUCAGCUGUAGAGAUAUUAGGCAGUUAUACCGAAUACAGAUUUACCAAUCUUAGUGUUGAAAAAGAUACUGUGUAUCUAGUGACAAUAGAAGCAAUUAAUCGAGCAGAAUUAAUCACCUCUGCUGAAACGUCUCCAAUUGUGUUUGAUGAGUCAAUGCCAACUGCAGGCCAUGUUAGUGAAGGGACAUUGUUUACAAAUGACCUUGUGUGGUGGGGUUUCACCGAUCACAUUGAAGGUACAUUGUUACAUAGUCCUGUACAUAUCAGUGACCCUUGUCCUUCGAGAAAUAUUUCAAUGGGUGAUUAUGGCUGGCGAGCAGUAGAAUUAGAACGACUGAAUGACCCUGAUGGAAUCGAUUGGAAAAUACAAUAUAGAGAAGCUAAUAUACGUUAUGACACAUACAACGAUGAAAUCAGCAUAAAAAUAUAUAGGGAUUCUAAAGCAGCACGAAUUUAUUCAGCUGCUUAUAUGCGAAAGGCAGAUAUCAAAGAUGGCGGACGUUACGAGUUAUCAAUUCGUGCUGCUGAUGGAGAUGGUGUGGCUGUUACAGGCGUUACAUUCUGGGAUGGUGAUGAGGGUGAUAUGCAUAUCUUUAACCACAAAACAAGAAACUGGAGUGAGCUUGGUUCGUGCAGCUGUUGCCUGGAAUCCAAUAUUACUGACUGUCUCUGCAACUGCACAGAGUAUUUAAACACACUGAGUAUGUAUAAUAGUACGUUGUAUGAAAAUACGACGGUAUAUAACAUGACGUCAUAUGCACCUAAACGUUCCGAUGCAAUAUCCCAGCAAUCGUGUGGGAUACAAAUAUAUGCAGGGGGAGAUCCAUAUGUAGUGACGUGGUGUAGAUUCUUCAACAACACAGGAGAAAGCAUGUCUGUCAGAUCUGAACUAGAUUUUUCUCCAUCAGCAGAAUUUCAUCACUACAGAAUGGAGUUCUUUAUACUGAAGGACGAUCUCUUGAAAACAACUUGUAUCAACGUGUUUGCAGAUGAAAAACAAAUAUCGGAAAUGUGUGGCAUUCCACCAUUAAGCUCACGUACCCGACUUAUAUUACAUGUAUGGAACAAAGACAAUAUUGUUCCAGCUUUAGAUAUCUUUAAUCAAUGGCAAACAAGAGCAGCCUUCAAAGAUCUAAUAAUGCCGCCGGAAGUGAACGCCUUGUGCAGAUAUGGAGACCCAUUUGAAGGCGGUACAAAUGCAAUUGUUAGAUACGAAGCCGGUAUAGGAACUGCUCAAGGUGAAGUGGACAUGGUUGCAUUUCAAGAGGUAAACAAACCGUGUAUACCUUGUACAGAUGCUUGUUCACAGUUUGAUUGUGACAGUGAUUGCGAGUCUGACGGCUACACACUGAUACAUUUCACAGUCAAAGACAUAGUUAUCGAUGCUUCUUACGAUAAAGCGUUAUACAUCUCUGUAAAAGCUGUUAUUGGAUCCGGCGAAGAGAUUGUAUCAUCAUCCAAUGGUUUCUAUAUUGACCUUACACCGCCUUCAUUCGACGAGGAAGUAAUGAUGUAUAUAGAUGUUCGUCAAGGAGAUUUUACGCCCUCUGAGUUUCAAGGAUCAAAUAAUACCAUCAAAGCAAUUUGGCUUUGUUAUGAUACCAAAAGUGAGAUAGCGGAAUAUGAAUGGGCUAUCGGGACAGCGGUUGGUUAUGAGGAUAUUCAACCGUAUACGUCAACAGGAACAGUUUCCACUGGAACAAACAAUGAAUUAGAAGGGCAGCUUAAACACAAUUCUACAUAUUACGUCAGCAUUAAAUGUACUAACAUGGCUGGUUUAACGACUAUAUGGAAAGACAAAAAAGGUGUAACAGUACUUCUCGAAGCUCCAGAUCCCGAUACAGUAGACGCCGAAGCUGUUGGUGCUGAACACUUUGAUAAAGAAGUUUACCCAACGACAGCCGUUAAAUCUAUGGAUCCUAGUUCAUGCGGGGAAUCUUGGACUGUUAGUACAGAUCCGAAUAUCAGACGUUACGAUUUUUGUGUUGGAAGUUCAGUGGAAAAUCGAAGUGAUAUAAUACCAUGUGUUUGGGUUGGAUAUAACAUGUCAGGAGUUGUCGAAAUCAAAUACGGUUAUCUUUAUAUAGACAGCACACCAUAUCGUAAAAUUUCUGAGCUUCGCGCUUUAAGCAAAGGAAUUUUCGAUUACAGUAUGGCAAACGAAGAUGAUAAUACAUUUCGUAUGGAAAGCGGAAGAACUCUGUUCUUAUUUAUGCGACUAUGCAACAAAGCUGAAAUAUGCAUCGAUAAAUUUGUAAACUCUUUACUGAUAACUGAUGAAAAGUCAGUCCUCUUCAGCAGUGAAACAGGAAAGAGCAAACUAUUUCAGUUAAAAGAUACACAGAAUAACAGAGUGAAACGAACUUCUUCAAAGCUUUUCAUCGAAAUGCCAGAUGGUAUGGAAGAAGGUCAAAGUAUCUUGUUCAAUGAGUUGACUGAGGAAAACAUGACAUCACGCUACGACUCAGUGGCUUCCACAACAUUUACAUCUUAUAUUGUCAACCCACAAGAUACUUUUAAUAGGACGGAAAGACUCUUAUACAGGAGGAUAUAUUCUGUUGAAUUGUCCUUCACACUAAGUCCAGUUGGUCAACAACCAUUACCUGCUCCACUAAAGCUUACCUAUCCGAGUUUCAAUGACACCGCGAAUGACACAGUAAUUAUGGUUAUUCACUGGAAUCCAGACUCCCAACAAUGGCAGAUAACAAAUAACACCUGCAAUGUGGAAAAUGUAACAUUCGAAAAUGAGACAAUUGAUGGGUUCUCUUCAAUCUGGAUUUGCGAUACCCGUUUGUCAGCUGAUAUAAUGACGGAAAAUCAAACAUACUUUUCGAAGGAGACUCAGUUUGCACUAGCGACAGUAUCAUCGAAAGUCAUUAACAACCCACCAGUAUUUACAGAAACCUCUAUUACUAUAGAUGAAGAUUCAGAGGACACGCACUUUGUGCUCCUUGCUAACGACACGGAAGAUGAUCCAUUUAUUUUCAAACUACACAAAGAAGACAUGCGAUACCCUUUUGGGAACAUAAUUUUGAGUAGUGAUGGAAUUUUGACAGUUUCACUGUGCCAGAACUGCUACGGCGCAGCAACAGUUGACUUUUUCUUAGCAGACGCACCAACAUGGGAAGGCAUUUUACCUGCACAGGCAAAUUACUCAUUAGAUAUCAAGGUUUUGCCACUGAAUGAUCCUCCAACGAUCCGCGUCCUCUCUCCAAACGGAACAAAUAUAUUACCAAAAGAUCCUACUGAACCUGUCUUGAUUUUUAAAGAACAAGCUGAUAAAACUUUAUCGAAAGCAGUUGUGGUAGUGAUAGCGUAUGAUAUCGAUGGACCACAAACCUUACAAAUGAUAUCAAAUACGAGCAAUGCAUCUCAUUCCUUCAUCCUGAAUGAUGCUUACCACGAGGACAUAAUAAACUUAGUGUCUUGUAAACAUGAAAAGUGUAUAGAUGAAGAUGCUCUUGCAAGUUCCUCUGUCACAGAGUGGAAAGGCAUUUAUAUCAACUACACCCGAGCAGAUACCUCUUUUAUUGGCUUAGACACAAUAAAAAUUGUGGCACAGGACGAGGCUGGGGCAUUUUCAGAUGUUGUUUCUAUCACUCUCGUCAUAAUGGAAAAUAAAUGCCGACAUGGAAAAUGCAAGAGUUUAAAUCCACGACAAUAUUCAUGCAUCGACACAAGGAGAGCAGACAGUUUUGACUUAUACUUUAUCUGUGACUGUCCUGUAUCUUGGGAAGGUCCGUAUUGUGACCAAGACGUCGAUGAGUGUGCAUUAGGUUACUGUGAAGCAUGGAAGAUAUGCGAGAACACAAUGGGAAGUUACGAUUGCUACUGUAAAGCUAGCGAUAUCAUCUGUAAACUGUCUGUUGAAGUGUGGGAGUUUGCUGUUAUUGUAACGGCGAUUGCAGUUGUCCUUUUAGCUAUACUAGCAGUGUUUAUAGUACGGACAUUAAAGUCAAAGACGUACAAGAUCAAACAGGAGUUAUCGGACAAAGAGAUAUCAGAGUCAAGUAUAUCAUUAACAGCGGUCUUGAAAAAUCCACGGGAUCCUGGACCUGCUAGACCUCGUUUAGGACAAGUCGGGCCGUGGCCUUUGCACGACGAGGAUGUGAGCAGUGAAUCGAACGUUUGUACAUCACCAAUACCCCCAAUGUCGUUGUUUACUACUAGCCAUCCCCGUGAUGAUAUGCCCAAGACCGAUAAUGAUUCAGUGGAAGAAGUUUUUGUACAUCCGGCACCAGUCGUUGAUCAUGAACAACAUGUAUCGGAACUUACGCAGGGCGAUGAGGAUGAACAUUUAGACUUGGAUAUAUCUUCACUACCAACGUCACCGACACCGUCAUCAGACUUAGAUAUUUGUGCACUGACAACGUCAGCGAUAACGCCUUCAGACUUCGAUAUUUGCAUGCCAGAAUCACCACCAAUGCCAGCCUUUAUUACUAACUAUUCCGAUGUUGAUUUGCCUAGGGCCAACAGUAAUUCGGAAGAAGGACACCCGGCACCAAGAUUUGAUCGAACGCAGCUAAGAGCCCAUCUCAGACAGAGGAAAUUGGAAUUAGAGGCAAUGAAUGAAAUACCAGAGGAAGACAUGCAAGACCAUCCACCGCCUGAGAUAUUUGAGUCAAAUGUGAUCACAAAAUACCGCAGAGGUGCCGUCGCACCAAUGAAUGAAAGUGAAGCCGGUGAAACAAGUGAAUAUGACCAAGCAAAUGCAGACAAUACACAAAAAAGAGAUGUUAUUCAAGUUCUUACACAGAAUAAGCGUGAUGGUAGUGUGGAUAUACCUGAAGAUGAAAAGGAAACUUCAGAAGAAAUAUGUCGUGUUGAUCAGGUUCUUUCACAAAGUCCAUCUGAACAGAAUAGUGAGGAAGGAAAUUGAUCGGUUGCAUACAUGGGAACAUAAUGUGAACACUAUGUGUCAUUUUUUAUUCUAAUGGAAUUGCACUGAAAAUGAAGAUAUUAACCGAGCUGAUUGUUGUAUUAGUUACUUUAGGAGUUGUGAACAAAAUAUUAACAUUUAUAAGUGGACGAAACUAGAUUGUUUGUAUGUUAAAACAGAUAUUUCAUAAUUUACUGUAAAUAGUGUUUAAUUUUCUUUAUUACACAUAUUUUUGUUAUGGUUUCUUUUUCAAAUAUCAAUUGCUCAUUGUCAUAACCGUUGCUAGGUAUGUAUGCAUUUCUAAUGAUAUCAUUUCUGUUUUUCAACGCUAUUUGUUAAUUAUAUUGUAUGUUUUUCUAUUCAACAUCACCAAAUGUAUCUCAAAAGUGACAAUAUUUUGAAUAGUAUGUUUCUGUGCUUCAAAAAGCAAACAUGCCCAAAUGAAUUGUGCGUAGGAGAUGUAAAUCUAAGAGAACAAAACUUAUUCGAUAAACAGUGCCCGGACAGGUGUAAAGGACAAACCUUUUAAAAUCUAGAACUUAUGAAUUGCGCCAACGUCAUCUACAUAAGCAUUUAGCAUCAAAGUCUACGGAAUGUUCCAUCGUUGUGAUUCUUGGGCAACAUAUUUAUUAUUUAACAGUUUCAUGACGCUCAUGGUUAUCCAAUAUUAGUCAAGGACGACCUGAAAUCUGUACAUCCAUAUGACAUGAUUUAAGAGCUAGAGCGUAGGCUUUACAUAAAACACACAAUUGUCGUAUUCGACUCGGUCUUUAGCUGAGAACAAACAUGAUCGGUAACAACGUUUUCUGUUUGACUGAGACUUUUCCGUUUGAAACAACACUAACGAUUAUGUAUGCAUAUAACAUUUUGAAAUAUUUCUUUCUAGUGUGUCUUUUGUCUCUUUUAUUAUACCCCACUAAACAUGUUUGUGGGGUGUGGGGGCUAUAUAGGAGUCAGUUUUGUCGCGUCGCGUCGCGAAAUCUAUUAUCUCAGUUAUUACUAGAUAGAUUUGAUUCAAACUUAAAAAGAUGUUUCACCUUAUCACCCGCAUCAUGUGACACAAGGUGCAUAACUCUGACACCAAUUUUUCAUGCCCCCGAAGGGAGGCAUAUAGUUUUUGAACCGUCUGUCCGUCUGUCGGUCUGUCGGUCUGUCCGCAAUUUUCGUGUCCGGUCCAUAUCUUUGUCAUCCAUGGAUGGAUUUUCAAAUAACUUGGCAUGAAUGUGUACCACAGUAAGACAACGUGUCGCGCGCAAGACCCAGGUCCGUAGCUCAAAGGUCAAGGCCACACUUAGACGUUAAAGGUCAUUUUUCAUGAUAGUGCAUUGAUGGGCGUGUCCGGUCCAUAUCUUUGUCAUCAUGGAUGGAUUUUCAAGUAACUACGCAUAAAUGUGUACCACAGUAAGACGACGUGUCGCGCGCAAGACCCAGGUCUGUAGCUCAAAGGUCAAGGUCACAGACGUUAAAGGUCAUAUUUCAUGAUAGUGCAUUGAUGGGCGUGUCCGGUCCAUAUCUUUGUCAUUCAUGCAUGGAUUUUAAAAUUAUUGGGCAUGAAUGUGUACCACAGUAAGACGACGUGUCGCGCGCAAGACCCAGGUCAGUAGCUCAAAAGUCAUGGUCACACUUAGGCGUUAAAGGUCAUAUUUCAUGAUAGUGCAAUGAUGGGCAUGUCCGGUCCAUAUCUUUGUCAUUCAUGCAUGGAUUUUAAAAUAACUACGCAUGAAUGUGUGGCACAGUAAGAUGACGUGUCGCGCGCAAGACUCAGGUCCGUAGGUCAAAGGUCCUAAACUCUAACAUCGGCCAUAACUAUUCAUUCAAAGUGCCAUCGGGGGCAUGUGUCAUCCUAUGGAGACAGCUCUUGUUUCAUAAAUUAUGCCCCCUUUUACUUAGAAUUUAAGGUUAAUUUUGAUGCAUUUUCACUAUAUCUCAGUUAUUACUAAAUGGAUUUGAUACAAACUAAAAAUAGAUGUUCCACCUUAUCAUCCACAUCAUGUGACACAAGGUGCAUAACUCUGACAUCAAUUUUUCGUGAAUUAUGCCCCCUUUUACUUAGAAUUUAAGGUUAAUUUUGAUGCAUUUUCACUAUAUAUCAUUCUGAUUGGCUUAGAGUCAAAGGGAAGUAACCUUUUUUAACUUUUGUACUGAGUUACUUCCCCUUAAAUUCCAAGAAUUAGUCUAUUUUUAGAAAUUCUAUUUUUAGAUUUUCAUUAUUUUAGGUAUUUUUCUAACUUUUUUAUUAUUAGUCCUAUGUAAAAAGUAAAUACAUUUUUCUGUGGUAACAUGUGUCGGUAAGACAUUUUUGUACUCAUUUUUAGUAUAUCUCUAAUAUUAGAGAUUUUUAAAUUUACCUCAUCCCUCAUCCUGGGCACAUGUACUAGUAUUACUUUAUAUGUGCCACGGAAGCCCAGGAUGAAGUACUCCAAAGACAAGUAAAACAUUUUUUUUUAAGUAUUUAGUUUUUUACGUUAUAUUAUUCUGUAAGUAUUUUUAAAAUUUCUUAUGGCUGCCAUUUUUCUGUGACAAGACCGUAUUGUGGGAGUAUAAGUCACUCCUGUGGCAGUUCUGGUUUGUUUUAAUCUUUAAAUUAUUGUUUACCCUUUAAUACGUUAUGAAUAUUUGACGCAUAAGUUUGAAUACGUCUGUAAAAUAUUUCUAUUGCUACUGUUUAAUAAUAAACUAUCUUGUAAAGAUC
Molecule: messenger RNA, 10976 nt
Organism: Mercenaria mercenaria
Lineage: Eukaryota; Metazoa; Mollusca; Bivalvia; Venerida; Veneridae
Exons: 51
Coding region: 770-8284 (2504 amino acids)
Molecular function (GO): calcium ion binding
Source: RefSeq, a predicted model, not a curated record